Molecule: messenger RNA, 797 nt
Organism: Aphanomyces invadans
Lineage: Eukaryota; Oomycota; Saprolegniomycetes; Saprolegniales; Verrucalvaceae
Exons: 1
Coding region: 13-774 (253 amino acids)
Source: RefSeq, a predicted model, not a curated record
CGUUGGAGUGCAAUGACGACGUACGCAAUCCGAGGACUCAUGUACGUGGUGGCCCAACCGAGUGUAUGGAUGGACUCGUCGCUGGCGCCCAUGGCAGCGACAAUCGCAUUCGGUAUGUGUGUAGCCGGGGGUAUCGUGGCGGUGGGGUUGCACCCGCAAGCGUAUCUGUUCGAGCGAGUUGGCCUGCCCGCCGAGUGGGCAGUCGUCUGCGCGAUUGCCGCCGUGGUUGUCGAGGUCUUUCUGACCACAGUGAUCUAUUCGCUGCUAUUCGCGCCGUGCUAUGAGUCUAUCGUGGUUAAGAAGGUCCUUGAAGCGCGUGGCCAUUUCAUGGACAUGGCAGCACCCUGGGCCACCCUUGAUUCGGAUCACCCUGCCAGGUCAUGCUGCCGGCGAAGAGUGCGAUGGAAGCUGGCGGUGUUGAUCGCGUCGAUUCCAUUGCAUUGCGUGCCUGUUGUUGGUACAAUCGCGUUCGUGUGGCUCAACGGAGGCCACCUGGCCGGGUGGGACCCCCACCAGUGCUACUUCGACUUGAAGGGGUAUUCCGUCACUCAACGAAAAGCAAUCUUUACCAAGCACCGUGACACGUACACAUCGUUGGCGACUCAGUCGAUGUGGCUCCAAGCUAUCCCGUUUGUCGGGUUCGUCUUUACGUUUACCAACACUGUCGGCGCGGCCCUGUUUGCAGCGGAUCUCGAAGAUGAACUCAUCACGCAGUCCCAGUCCAUGUAUGGAUCGUUCCACACCAUCAACAAAGAGAAGAUGUUAUACAUUUAAUGAGAAAUUGAAGGUCGACUGGA